AUGACACAAGAAAAUGAAAAUCUUUCGGAGAACGAACCGAAUAUUAAUAGUAUCAAUGAAAAUCGCAGUAAAUCAUACAGACUGACGAUGGAAUUUCCUCUAUUUUUCACCAUGUUAUCUAUGUCUUUAUCUGGGGCUGCAAUCAGUAACUUAAUUCUCUACCGUACAUGCGUUCACUCUUUAAACCAUACGCAACAGGAAUGCCAGGUUUUUCUUUCGCCAGUGAAAACUAAUGAUAGCCAGACAUUGGAAGAGGAAGUUCAGAAGUACGCAACCUUUGUGUCUAUGGUUAGAACGAUUAUAGAGUCCGUGGCACCUGCAAUACUAUCUUUAUUCCUUGGUGUCUGGUCUGAUAGGCAUGGUCGUAAACCUUUGGUUGUUUGGCCGCUUUUCGGUAUGACCGUAAGUGGCGCUCUAAUAGUCGUAUAUAGUAUGUUAGAUAAUCUUGGUCCGUGGUGGUUCAUAGUGACUGCCAUCCCGGUAUCUUUGUCUGGAGGCUUCACAGCAAUGUUUACUGGAUCAUUCUGUUACGUUAGCGAUAUAUCCGCUAGAGAGAAGAGAUCACUUAGGAUGACGAUUGUUGAAGCGUCUGUAUCAGCUGGUAGUGUUAUAGGAGCUAUUCUCAGUUCCUAUGUGUUGAGAGCCGUUGGAAGCGUUUAUUUGCUAGUCAUAUGCACAGCAUUAUCUGCGAUUGCGUAUCUAUAUACGAAUGUUUUUCUUGAAGAAUCUCUUGUUGGUGCUGUUCAGGGAGGAAUGACUUCAGUUCUGGAUUUCAAACUGAUUAAGGAGAUGGUGAGAACUUGUUUCAAACGUCGUCCAAAUCAUGGACGCGCACAAAUUUUAUUACUCACGAUAGCCAACAGUCUCUCUGUGUUCAUAUUAUUCGGAAAUAUGAGCCUUCAAUAUAUGUACACAAGGCAGAAACUCCAUUGGGCUAUAAAGCAGUACACUUUGUAUUCGGCUGUUCAUACAACAGUGUCGUUCUUCGGAUCAUUUUUCGGUGUCAUGAUAGUACAGAAGUUGUUCAAAGUGACAGAUCUAACGUUUUCUAUCAUAGCCUAUCUAUCAGCUACAACUGAAUACGUCAUAAUAACAUUUGCGACCGUUUCCUGGCAGAUGUACGCUGCCGCCGGGAUAUCCCUGUUCCGUGGCCUCUCGUCCCCUCUAAUACGUUCCCUCCUGACGAAGAUCCUUCCCGGUGAGGAUAUAGCGAAGGUGUUUGCUCUCAUGUGCGCGAUAGAAGGCAUAAGCCCAUUGAUAUCACCAGCUCUAUACAACUCGCUGUACGCUUACACCAUAUCAACCUUCCCAGGGGCGAUAUAUAUGUUGAGUACCGGGAUAUCUUCUGUGUGCGUCAUAUUCUUAGGGUUUGUGCAAUAUUAUAGAUGGAAGGAGUGUCCUAAUACAUACAAUACACUGACGAGCGAAACUUAA
Molecule: messenger RNA, 1434 nt
Organism: Danaus chrysippus (African queen)
Lineage: Eukaryota; Metazoa; Arthropoda; Insecta; Lepidoptera; Nymphalidae
Source: the annotation of a GenBank genome assembly